CUCCCAAAUUUAACUUUAGUUGGGCGGAGUCAACUAGGGUGGCUAAACAAAUCGUGUAAUGGAUAAGGUUGGUUGACUCAGUCAUCACAAACUUCAACCCGAGUUCUUGGAAGAAGUUCAUGUCAUUUUGAUGCAUAUAUUCAGGGCAAAAACUCAUUGAAUUCAUCAAUAAGUUUGGCCCUGAGUUCAUAUAUUCUCUCUUACAGCUACCCAAAUCCUCAACCAUCAUCAAUAUCACUUCAAACAUGGAAGAAAUACAGUUCAAAUCCGACUGUCAAGAAGUGAAUGAUGAAGAUGACUAUUCAGACAUGACCCUCCGGCCAUUAGACCCGGCCGCCGACAUCGAUGAUUUCAUGGUCUGGGCAACAGAUGAGAAAGUAACUAAGUAUUGCUCUUGGGAACCUUUCCCUUCCAAAGAAGAUGCCAUGAAAUAUAUUAUCAAUAAUGUUGUUCCUCACCCUUGGUACAGAGCAAUAUGCCUGAGAAACCGGCCUAUCGGGGCGGUUUCGGUGACAAAAAAUGGUGGGAAUAAUAGUUGCAGAGGUGAACUUGGUUAUGUCCUAGCAGUAAAGUACUGGGGCAAAGGGAUUAUGACAAGGGCUGUGAAAAUGGCAGCUGGAGAUAUAUUUAUGGAGUGGCCACACUUGAAGAGAUUGGAGGCUCUGGUGGAGGUCAAUAACUAAGGUUCUCUUAGGGUGUUGGAGAAGGCUGGGUUUGAGAGGGAAGGUGUUCUUAGGAAGUAUUGUCUUCUUAAGGGUGAACCAGUUGAUCUGGUGAUGUUUAGCAUUCUCUCUCCUGAUUUCCCCAAAUAAAAAUUUGAUGUAGUAGGUGGAUUAUGAAUCUUGAUUUAUGUGUGUGUAACUUAUCAUUAGUGUUAUAUGGAUAGCUGGAUUUAGGCCUUUUAUUGUGUCAAAAUAUGAUUUAAAAUGGAU
This is a messenger RNA of Ilex paraguariensis (yerba mate), 932 nucleotides long. The record is from the annotation of a GenBank genome assembly. Lineage: Eukaryota; Viridiplantae; Streptophyta; Magnoliopsida; Aquifoliales; Aquifoliaceae.